ACUUGUAUUGGUAAACAUUCUUAUCAUCAAAAAUUGUUCUUACUCAAUACUCAGUGACUUCCUUUUAUUUUUUAAUUACUACCCAGCUUAGCCUUUUCUCAGUAACCGAUUUCAUGUAGGAGCGUGAGUAAAAUCUCUGGAGGAUAAAUGUUUCUUCCAAGCUUCUCGUUAUCGUCAUGUCAAUUCCUUUUCUAGGUUAUGCCACUUUGGUGGCCAAAAUCAAUUUUCAUGGAUUCAUUUAGUUGGUACGCUACCGACACGAGUAAUGACCACAAGCCUUGUAUGAAAAAAUCAGUUCCAUUGUGCAGUCAAUCUAAUCUGCAGUUACGAUUUUUAUGCCACAAUGACAUCGAAGAGGUCCAAGCUCUGUGCCAAACUUGUUUUCCCAUUUACUAUCCAUAUUCAUGGUAUCUGGACAUCACCUCCAACCCUAGGUUUUAUUCCCUUGCAGCAGUGUAUGAUGGUGUCAUAAUUGGUUUAAUUGUAGCAGAAAUCAAGCCGUAUGUUAAAUUAAAUGAAGAAGAUCAAGAUAUUCUGUCCGCCUCAAUGGAAUCUUACACUCAAGUGGGAUAUAUAUUAAGUUUGGGUGUGAGUCCUGAUCAUCGACGCAAUGGCGUUGCCUCUUUACUCUUGGACAAUCUCAUCUCUCACCUGACAACAGCGGAGAAUAGUUCCUGUAAAGCAGUGUUCCUGCAUGUCCUCACCACUAAUUCUGCUGCCAUCCAAUUUUAUGAACAACGACACUUCAGAUUACAUUCAUUUGUGCCAUUUUACUAUUUCAUCGGAAACAAAUUCAAGGAUGGAUUUACUUAUGUUUUGUACAUCAAUGGAGGCCACCCUCCCUGGGGUGUAUUAGACUAUGCUCGUCAUUUCUGCCAAUCUUUGUGCCGUAGAGAGUCCUCAGCUUGGUUAUGGCACAAAGUAGAGCAUGUCAUCCGCUGGUUAUGGAAUGGUGCUCGAAGAAUGGUCCAUGAUAAUGGAUCACCAUCGGCUGUUUCUCAUUAUCAUUAAUUUUUUUUUUUUUGUUCAAUAUAACUAUACUUGUUAGAUUUGUUGUGAAUUUAUCUUUGUUGCUCUGACUGUCCUGUCAAACGAUGGCCCAGCCAUUGUUGAUCAUUUACAGGUGGGGUGAUGUUUGCUCGAGAUAUUGCCAUAGCACUGCUAAUGGGAAUUAUUUUCCCAGUACAAAGAAAGCAGUGGUUGUUACGCUUGCAUGACAGUAGUGAUUAAACCUGGGGGGCUUCUUUCAUGGAAAA
This is a messenger RNA of Bemisia tabaci, 1256 nucleotides long. The record is from RefSeq and is a predicted model, not a curated record. Lineage: Eukaryota; Metazoa; Arthropoda; Insecta; Hemiptera; Aleyrodidae.